Molecule: messenger RNA, 11144 nt
Organism: Oenanthe melanoleuca
Lineage: Eukaryota; Metazoa; Chordata; Aves; Passeriformes; Muscicapidae
Gene: EEA1
Product: early endosome antigen 1
Exons: 30
Coding region: 131-4483 (1450 amino acids)
Biological process (GO): endocytosis
Cellular component (GO): early endosome
Molecular function (GO): 1-phosphatidylinositol binding; metal ion binding
Source: RefSeq, a predicted model, not a curated record
GCCGCGGCGGCUGUCACGGGGCGAGCGGGCCGCACCGGGCUCCUGCGGGGCGGGGGCGGCGCUGCGCGGGCCCCCGCGGCUUCCCUUCGGCCUGGCCGCGGCCGCCCGGCGGCAUCCGCGCUCUGCCACCAUGUUCAGGCGGAUUCUGCAGCGGACUCCAGGUAGAGGUGGGUCUCAGAGUUCAGAUUCAGAUUCAUCUGCCACACCUGGAAAUGCCGUGGACGUGAACAACGAAGGCUCCUCAGAGGGCUUCAUCUGUCCAUUGUGUAUGAAAGUGUGUGUAACUCCCACUGAUCUGUCUGAACAUUACCAGAGUGAGCAUACUGGGACAGAAGGAAGACAGGAGCUUCGGGACCUCGCAGCUGUUAGUGGCUUUAUUUGUCCUCUCUGUAUGAAGUCUCAUGGAUCAGCGGAGGAGCUGUUCAAGCACUAUGAAGCAGUUCAUAAUUCUGGCAUUGAUUCAACUCAUGGAGGGGAAAGUCAUCUGUCACCAGAAAGAGAUGAAGUAUCACUGCUCCGACAAGAAGUCCAAGACUUGCAAGCUUCACUGAAGGAGGAGAGAUGGUAUUCAGAAGAGCUGAAGAAAGAACUAGAGAAAUUGCAGGGGCAGCAGCAGCAAGAUUCUAAAUCUGAUGGAUUGACAACAGCUACGUCUACAGAAUCAUUAGAACGGCAACUAGAAGAGAUCCAAGUAGAAAAUUUUAACAUUAAGCAAAUGAAAGACUUAUUUGAGCAAAAAGCAGCACAACUGGCCACUGAAAUAGUGGAUCUUAAAUCCAAGUAUGAUGAAGAAAUCAGCCUUCGGGAAGGUGCAGAACAGAAAGUGACAAACCUGAGACAAGAACUGCAGAAAGAGAGAAGUACGGUAGAAGACUUAAAGACAGAGCUGCUGCAAAGGCCUGGUGUGGAAGAUGUGGCUGUCCUGAAAAAGGAGCUGGUCCAAGUUCAAACACUAAUGGAUAAAAUGACCCUGGAACGUGAAAGAGAAUCUGAAAAGCUGAAAGAUGAGUGCAAGCACUUGCAGGCAAAGCAGGCUAACUCUGAGGCUACCAUUAACCAAUUAAAAGCUGAACUUGCCAAAGGACCUCAGGAGGUAGCUGUGUACGUUCAGGAGCUGCAAAAACUUCAAAGUUCAGUCAAAGAGCUAGAACAGAUGAAUCAGAGUCUGACUGAGAAGCUGCUGAAGAAAGAACAGGAGUACACCCAGCUGGAAGAAAAACACAAUGAAGUAUCUGUGAGUAAGAAGAAUGUGCAGGCAAGUUUCCACCAGAAGGACCUGGACUGCCAACAGCUUCAGGCAAAGCUGUCUGCAUCUGAAGCCUCAGUACAGAGAUUACAGACAGAGCUAGGUGAGAAGGCAGAAGCAAGUCAGAAACUUAAAGAGGAGUUGUCUGAAAUAGAGACAAAGUACCAGCAUCUCAAGGCGGAAUGUAAACAGCUCCAGCAGCAGAGGGAAGAAAAAGAGCAGCAUGGACUGCAACUCCAAAGUGAGCUCAGUCAGUUGCACAGUAAACUCCUAGAAACAGAGCGCCAGUUGGGGGAAGCACAUGGGCGGCUCAAGGAACAGAGGCAGCUGUCCAGUGAGAAACUGAUGGACAAAGAGCAGCAGGUGGCUGACCUACAAUUAAAACUUUCUCGUGCUGAAGAGCAGCUAAAGGAAAAAGCAGCAAAUUCCACAGAAUUGCAACAUCAAUUAGAAAAGGCAAAGCAGCAGCAUCAGGAGCAGCAGACGCUUCAACAAAAUACAACAGCAAAACUACGAGAAGCCCAGAAUGAUCUGGAGCAAGUACUACGACAAAUUGGAGAUAAGGACCAAAAAAUUCAAAAUCUUGAGGCUUUGCUUCAAAAAAGUAAGGACAACAUCUCUCUGUUAGAAAAGGAAAGAGAGGACUUAUAUGCAAAAAUUCAAGCUGGUGAAGGAGAAACUGCGGUUCUUAACCAGCUACAAGAGAAAAACCAUGCAUUACAAAUACAGGUAACUCAGCUGACAGAGAAGCUGAAGAAUCAAUCAGAAAGUCAUAAACAAGCCCAGGAGAAUUUACAUGAACAAGUGCAGGAACAAAAGGCUCACCUAAGAGCUGCUCAAGAUCGUGUGCUUUCCCUGGAAACAAACAUCACUGAACUAACCAGUCAGUUAAAUGAAAGUAAAGAGAAAGUGUCACAACUUGAUGUGCAGGUAAAAGCAAAGACUGAAUUGCUACUUUCAGCAGAAGCAUCAAAAGCAGCUCAGAGAGCAGAUCUACAGAACCAUCUGGACACUGCCCAGAAUGCACUGCAAGAUAAACAACAGGAGUUAAAUAAGGUCAGCACUCAGUUGGAUCAGGUUACAGCUAAGCUGAAUGACAAGCAGGAAUACUGUACUCAGCUGGAAGCCAGUCUUAAAGAGUACAAAGAAAAAUGCCUUUCUUUAGAGCAGAAAACUGAAGAACUAGAGGCACAGCUUAAGAAACUUGAAGGUGACAUUCUUGAUGCUAGAGCAAGUAAAGAUCAAGCUCUUCAGGAGUUACAGCAGCAGCGGCAUCAGUCUCAAGAAUUAGACCUCCGGACAGCAGAACUGAGUAAACAACUUGAAGCAGCAAGAGAAGCGAUGUCUAAUGCUCAGUUGGAUUUGCAGAAGAAAUCUGAGGCCCUUGACCAAGCAAACCAACAAAUUUCAAAGCAGGAGGCAGAAAAGGCCAGUCUCAAACAAAACCUUGAGAAAUCAAAUCAAGAUACAAGUAAACAGCUCAAGGAACUUGAUUGUAAAAUGCAAGCAGCCACAUCAGAGCUGCAACAAGUGAAAUUAGAGAAGGACACUCUAUUAAAGGACCUUACAGAUACCAAAGAUAAGCUCUCAAAAAGCUCUGAAUCCUUCAAAAAAAGAAAGGAGGAAUUAGAAAAAGAAAUUAAAAAAGGAAAAGCAGUUAUUGCAGAAAUGGAAAAGUCUUGCCAAGAAUUAAAACACCAGCUUCAGAUACAAACAGAGUCUGUAGCUAAAGAGAGGAAUGAAUUGAAAAACUCACUGGAGAAAAAGGAGGGGAUUUCUAAGCAGUUGUCUAUAGACCUUGAUGCAGCAAGAGCACAAGUAUUGGAAAUCCAGGGUCUUCUGAAGGAAAAAGAAAAAAGUGAGCAACAUCUCCAGGGAAAGCUGACAGAGUUAAAGGAAUCUUUUGAACAGAAGAAAAAGCACAGUGAGACACUGCAAGCUGAAUUAAAAACUGCCCUUUUAGAAAAGGCAGAGCUGGAGAAUAAACUACAACAACAGUCUAUUUUGUCAGCUCAGGAGCUUAAAGCAGAGAAAGGCAAGCUAACAGACUUACAGAAGGCCCAUGAUAAACAUAAAGAAAACAUGGAGAAGCUGCAGCUGGAUCUUUAUGGGAAAGAGUCUGAGCUGCUGGCAACCAGGCAAGACCUUAAGUCCACAGAAGAAAAACUUGCUCUUGCUCAAGAAGAAUUAGUUUCCAGCAGGAAUCGAAUUGCUAGCAAUAAUCAACAGAUUCAGGAACUGAAGAAAGCUAAGUCUACACUGGAGCAGGAUGCAUCAAAGAAAGAACAGCAGCUGGGUGAGAAGACCAAAAUGCUACAAGAUCUUCAGAAUGACAGGAUUUUGAAAGAAAAAUAUUUGGCCAAUGAAAAAUGUAAAACAGCAGAACUCCAGGAAAUAAGGAGUAGACUUGAAAAGGAAAGUGCCAAGCUGGGUGAAGAUCUUAGAGCCUGCAAGCAAGAAUUUGAGAAGGAGGUGACAAAUCUCAAGGAUGCAAAUCAGCUAUUGAUUCAACAGAAAUUAGAACUGCAGGGCAAAGUAGAUAAUGCUAAUUCAACUCUGGAACAGGAGAAACAAAAACAUCAAGCUGUCAAAGAUCAGUUGAAAAAGAGAGAAGAGGAGCUGAAGAAAGAAUGUGCUGAAAUUGAAGCCAGACUGCACACAGAGAAAAAAGACAAAGAAGAAGAAAAACGGAAACAUGAGGAAAAGGAGACCAAGCUCACCAUGCAGGUCACAGCCCUGAAUGAAAACCUGGCUACCAUGAAAAAAGAGUGGCAAAGCAGUCAAAGACGAGUGAGUGAGCUGGAGAAACAGACAGAUGAUUUACGUGGGGACAAUGCUGUCUUGGAAGCAACAGUCCAGAAUAAUCAGGAUGAAAGGAGAGCAUUGUUGGAAAGGUGUAUAAAAAGUGAGGGAGAAAUUGAAAAGCUUCAAGCCAAACUUGUAGAAAUGAAGAAAAAGCUGGACAAUACAACUGCUGCAAUGCAGGAACUUGGCCGAGAAAACCAGUCAUUGCAGAUCAAACACACACAAGCUCUCAACAGGAAGUGGGCAGAAGACAAUGAGGUACAGAAUUGUAUGGCCUGUGGAAAAGGCUUUUCGGUGACAGUAAGAAGGCAUCACUGUAGACAGUGUGGAAAUAUCUUUUGUGCUGAAUGCUCAGCAAAGAAUGCCUUAACUCCUUCUUCCAAGAAGCCUGUCCGAGUCUGUGAUACUUGCUUUAAUGACUUGCAAGGAUAACUGGCUAUCGUGAGUGACAAAGAAAUGUUACACUAAAAUUUACUAUUUCUGUUGAUGCACUUCAUUCUGCACUCAGACUACUAUUCAGUUUGGACAAUGAUUGUAACACUUGGCAAAAAUCUAGUAUAUUUUAAAAUGUUUAUUGAUACCAAGCGAAACUAUUGUAUUUUUUGUGAGACAUGGGCUCAGAUCAUCCAUAGCUUACUGACAUUAAUCAUGGAAAGAGCUUCUAUGUCUAGAUUAGAAAUAUCCAGUUAUUUGUAAAUAAAGUUUAAACAGAGGAGUAACAAUGUAUUUUUUUAUCUUUUAUUUUUUUGUUCAAGAGAAACAGCAUUUAUGUGAUAUUGAAGUUUAUUCUUGUUUCCUUCAAAGAAAAAGGAAGAUGCUAAAACUUGUGAGGAUUUUAUGUAUCAAAUGUUGCUGUAAAAACAACUAAUUGUUGCAUUUGAUUGCAUAUCUGAUGGUCUUUUAACCGCCUGUGAUUUUGGUUUUUUCCUAUCUCUCUGGUUCUUGCAUUUUUCUCUCUAAAGUUUGAACUCCACAGUGAGGGUAAUGGCUGGAUUCAACUUCAACUCAGUUUUAUUUGCCCACUUGUAAAUCAGAAAUAUCAUCACCCAAAUCCUUAUCCAAUACAGCACUUGGGUGCUAGAACAUCUUUCUACAUACUACAUUGCAGAGCUGGUGUGUGAGUGCAUCUGUCUCUGUGAGAGAGUAUGUGUGAAUGAUGAGACAAAAUUUAUCUGGCAUUGUAGCAAUAUUAUGUGAUAUAUUAUAAUAUUUCAUUCACUUUUACAAAUUUGGUUGACACAUUUUAAUAUUCAAGAAAUCCUUACAUGUGGGUUUUAAAAAGCAAACCAACAAUGCUGGUAGAAGCCUGUAGUACAUCUCUGUCCCUGCCCAUACUCUGAAAGCACUGAGAGAUCACUGCAGUUCUAAGGGACAUCCAGACCUUCCAAGCCAGGUAUCCAACUAAGAAAAACUAUUUUUUGAGACAACUUUAGUUUUUUCUGGCCUUCUAUCCAUUCCCCACUCUUUUGGGGGAAGAAACUGAACUCCUGCUACACCUAACAAACCUCACUUUUCCAUUACUCCAUCUGACCCCCAUUACCAGGGGCUCUGAAGUGUUAUGUUAAUUAUGUGAUUUAGUCUGCUCUGAAUGGAAAACUGGCUUUGUUAUAAGCCAAACAGCUCCAACUAAGAGGCCAAUAUAUAUGACUAGAAAUAUUUAUUCAUGUUUUCUGUACUGGGAACAGAAGUUUCUUGUAGAGUUCAUGUAGGCUCCAGACUUCUUUUUUCUUGUGGUUUUGUUUGAAUGUCUUCAUUUAGGCUUACCUGUCUCUAACUUUUCUUUCCUUUGUAUCUGGUAUUUCAAAACCAUUAAGAUUAUUUCUUCUAAGCAGGGGUUGUGCCUUCCAAUAUUUAGGAAUUUUUUGUCUUAAAUACCCUAAUAAAUUGUCCACCCCUCAAGUGCUUCAGUAUCUUACCAAAUUUUGCCAGCUGUUGAGGGAAAAAGGUUUUGUCCUGAACUCCUCUACUUCUUUCCUGAGGCAAGGAAUCAAAUUCUGUCACAAUGACGGUAGCUUAAUCAUCAUUAGGAAGAUUUGUUUGCUUUUAUCUAGUUGCAGCUUUAUAUGUGAAUGAAGAAGUGUCUCCUUUAUAAAAAAAGUUUUGUCUUGAUUGACUGUCAAGUGAAGAAACUUCAUCCCUCUACUCCAGAAGAAGUGAUCUAUGUUUCAUUUACCCUUUAACUUACCCAGCAAGUUCUGCAUUUGCACUGUCAAGGAGUUUUCUUAAAAUUCAGUUCUUAUUUCCCAAAAGCCAACUUAUGUAACUUGUUCUUAUCACUGUAAAAGGGUUUGGGUUACAACUGUGGUUCAUACAAAACACUGACCUGUUUUUCUGGUUUGAGCUUGGGAGUUGCUUGGUCAAAAAAAAACGUGCUACAGCAAUUCCAUAUGAACAGAGCCUCUGGACUCCUGUUUUCUCCUCAUCAGUGUAACUGUUUGGCACAAGAAUCUUUUGAAUAGAAGAUAUGAACAGAAUCUCUGCCUCUGGGAAUUUUUUUUUUCUAUUUAUUUAUUUACUGAGAGAAACCAGAAAAAUUUUUUUAGAGUCUGUCUGAAUUUAGAAAUGUGGGAAAGGUAGAGAUGGGACAGUCAUGCUCCAGCCUAGAUGCAUUCUGCCCUUUUGUGUAACACACAAGAGCCUUGUGCAGUUCUUAGGGUGAAGGACAGUCACAUGGAAAAGGAGGGAUUUUUAGAGAGAAGGGAGAAACUUCCCACAGCUGCCGAAGAUCAAAACACGAGACAGGGAAAGAUGGAGAUCUUUCAGGGGAGCUGGGAAAGUGGUUAGAGGAUUCAGUUGUGUUUAGGUGUUUUGCUUUUGAUUGGGAAUUUGAUGGAGAUCUUUCAGGGGAGCUAGGAAAGUGGUUAGAGGAUUUAAUUGUGUUUAGGUGUUUUGCUUUUGAUUGGGAAUGUGUGAAAGCUCAGGAGAGACUUCUGGAGUGGUAGAAGCUCUGGAAGGGUUGUUCUUAAUUCAGCCUUUUGGGAUGCCAUUGUGUAAAGACAAACAGAGUCACCUUUCUCAGCAGUUGACUGCACAUCACACCUUGGUGUGCAGCUCUUCAGCUUCAGGGGUAAAACCAGCUUGAUUUUUGAAAGUUGCUUUUUGCUGGCCCGUUUAUAUAACCAGCUUUUUGAAGGGAAUGGAAAUGCUUUUUGAAGAAAGCAUUUAUAGAAAGAAGGAUUGUUAAAAUCUUGAUGAACAGUGUGGUAGAAACUUUCAUGCUUGAGCUUUGAUUCUGCAGCAAUAGGUCAUGAUUUCUACAGCUUUCCACUGGAGUGAAUUUAUGACUCCAUUGCUGAGUCUUAGGCUCCUUCUUUUGUACUUGUAAUUCUUAGUUCUGGUCUGUAUUUGUGGACAAGUUGAUGGUAUACUGACUAUAAAUAAUUGGCUUCACUGCCAGGUUGGAAGCUGUAUUCAAGCUCAAGAAGAUAUGCCAUAAUAAGGGAAACUGGAAGGUGCAAUGCUGUGUAUUUACAAAUAUGCUUGCAGAGUCUGACUGUUUUGAUCAGCAUGUUUCAGUAGGAAUGUGGGCUUUUUGUUCCACUGCCUUAAAAUCUAGCAGGAAAACCAAGUGAAAAACCUGGUGGCUUUUACCACAGUAAAAUGAAUGAUUCCAGGCAAAACAGUUUAAUUCAAUGAUUUUUCAGACUGCAGACACAGGAACAGAGGGGAAAACUAGUUAAAUGGCAGAAGAGACUGAGUCUUGGAACUGGAGGAUGUACAGUGAUGAGUUUUCACAGCCCCUAGCAAUAGGCAGAUUGCUCUGAUUCACUGAGGAGCAGCCAUUAUAGUGGAAGAGGUGAAAAUAAUGACAAAACCAGCACUCAAACCAGUAGGUUUGUGAGAUCCUCAGGCAGCCUUUGGGUACUAGAUAUUACUAUGGCAUCAGGAAUGGUACAGUGAAGUGUGGGCUUUGUUCUUGAAACUGUCCCAUCUGCAGGAUACUCUAUCUGCAUUCAGAGUUGCUGUGAGAGCAGAAUGUGAGAGACCAGCUGCUUCAUGGGCAGAGACUGUGGAAGCUUUUGUAAAUGUGUAAAGGACAGUCUUACUAAGGGUGGGGAGAGGUUCUUUUAACUUCCUGGAGACAACACCUCUCUUCCCAAUCAAAGACCCACAGUCCCUUGCAUUUUUGCCCCAUAAAUGCCAAAUCCAGCUGUUCCACUCUGGCCUCAUGUGAGCAGUACAUCAUACUGGAGACAGGUAGCAUUGCAGGCUGUCGAUCUUAGCUGGCUCUCCUUCACUGUUGUUUAUUUCUUCUCCCCAUGUACUCCCUAAUGUAAUCUUCCCCCUUCUGCAAAAGUUGAAUGAAGAGGAUAAAAGUAAUGAGUCACAGUAGGAAAAGUUGCUGUCUGGAGAUGAAGAGACAAAAGGAAUUUUCUGCUUCAGCUUCCAACAGAGGCAAGAGGUUUAGUAGGAUCUCAUUUUUUCAGCUGGCUUCACUGUCUGGCACAAGAGUCCAAAUGAAAUGAGGUGGAAAUGUGGGUUCUUGCCUCUGUUUUUGGAAGGUGUCAAGUAACCAAGUUGCCAUGGAGUGUGGAGCACAAAGCACACAAGAACGAUGAGUAACUACUUUUGUUGGCUUUGGGACCAUUAGGAUUGUUUGUGAAUCCUCACUGGAAAAGCAUUCUUAUUAAUGAAGAAAGAAGGGAUUUGGGAGCAGAAGCAUGAAGUAACCUCUCUAUGUUUGUAUUACAUGAGCCAGAACAAUUGAGCUUCUCAUGCUAGAUGUAAGAGAAAUUACAUUCAUAAAGGUACCUGGAAAACUCAGCUGCUUUUCUGGAUUGUUAAGUGUCAGUUAACCAUGGAGUGGGAGCAAAUGCUUGCAAAACUUAAAAAAGUUAUGGCCAGUACUCAGUGAUGGACAGGAAAAUGCUGGAGCUGAAGUUCAAAUAGAAUCUAAACUAUGCCAAGAAGAAUGAUUUAAUGAUUUGAGCAUGUUGAAACUGAUAAAUUACUCUUCCAGUUACCACCCCUUCUGCUCUCCUAUUCUCAGAGAACUACGAAACAACACUGUCAUUUGCACUGUGCACUUUUUGCUGUCUAAGAGAAUCCAGAGUAAGUGAAAUGGCAUCAUGUGCAUUGCAUGUGUUAGCUGUAGUCAUUGGACAGCAGAUUUAUAAUCAGCUGGAUUUUUCACUGUAUACAUUUGGCCCUAAGGAGAAUUGCACUCACAGUUCCUUUGACCAAAAAACACAAUUGCCAUCUGAGAGCAUGUAUAACAAAACCAUGUUCAUCACACACAUGUCUUUGUAGAACUUAAUUUUAUGAUUAUAAAAUGAGGAAAAAAAUAAUUUUAUGUAUUUGCAAGGAUCUUACCAGUUGUCCAUUUCUUUAGUUUUGAAGUCUUUACCUCAGCAUCCCUUUUAGAAUAAGUUUAAAAUUGUUGUCCAAACACAGCAUCUCCAAAAGCACUAAUUGAUGUACUUUUUAAAACCAGCUAUAAUUGCAUGUAAGUCCUGCCACAGAAAUGUGGUUUCUGAUGUAUUUCUUCUGUUUCUUUUUAAAGGGACACUGAAUAAAAAAGUUUGUGUCUUUAGAGAGAAUAUUAGAUACCACUUAAGUUCACAGUAAUGAAGAGUGUAAGUACUAGGUAAUGUAUAAAUUCUGCCUAUUGUCUGUAGCUCUCCACAUACUACCACUCACUCUGCAGUGGAUAGAGAAUUUAGAGAUUGAUGAAGCCCUACUACCCCUUUGGAUCAAUGUUGAAUGAAAGCAGGAACCUGGAAAGCAUAUUUUCUCUCUCUCUGUGACUGAAACUUAACACUAAACCCAAAUUUGUCUGUAUUUCCUGCUUUUUUUUUUUUUUUGUAAGGAGAGCUGGGAAAGGAUGUUCAUUGUUAUAUAUCAACAGGUCAGUGCUGGCAGGUCCAGGCUACUGCUGUUGGCUUUAUGGCAAAGUCCUCCAUUGUGUCACGCUGGAGUUUGAUUCCUGGCACAAAAGGGAUGUUUGAAAGGAUGUCUCACUAGGUUAGCAAACACCACAACUUUUUAUAGUAUUAUGUCCAAAAUGCUGCUUGUAUAGAAGUACUCACUUUUGUAAGAAAAGAAAAAAAGUCACAAAAAUAAAGUCACACCCCCCGCUCCCCCGUUUGAUGCCAUUACAUAAGAUUUAAUUUAAGCUACCUCUCAAUGUGAAAUUCAAAGAUUAGGUAAGUCUAAUAAGGUUUUCUCACUGUUAUGUAAAAAUUAUAGUGAAUGCCAAAAUUGCAAAAGUUUAUCACCAAAAAGGAAAAGAGUUAAGUAUUUUUUUUAUGUGUAUUUGAAAAUAUCCAACAGUUUCAAGUUAUUAUAAAUUCUUUUAACUUCUGUAGUGUCAACCUUGCAAACACUAGCUGCUGGCCAGGAAAUAAAUUAUAACCACAAGCUUUCAUAAUUAUGGUCUGCUGGGUAAAACCAAUUUUGUAUGGAGCUUUGUUGUUUGGUUUCAGAUAGUCUCAGUCACCAAAUAUACCAUUCAUUUGGUCGUGGUUUUUUUCUUCAGUGCUCGAGAUGUGAACUUGAUGAAUGGUGUUCUGUAAUGGAUGUGUGCCACAAAUUACAUGGUCUCAUUUGCCUCUUUUCUGACUUUUAAUGAUCAGUUUAUUAUUGCAGAUGUGAAUAUUGUUCAUACAGCUUAAUUUCUGUAUAAUUGUAUAAAAUAUAAAUGGAAGAAAAUAUAAGUUUUUACUUGGUAUUUAGAAGUAAUGUAUUAUAAAAGACUUAUGUUGCAGUUUUACUUACAGAGUACUGUAUUUCUAAACUGGAUCAUACCAUCUUGGUAGGUGUAGAUAGAUUUUUUGCAUGAGUCUGUUUUGUUUUUAUUUCUUCUUGAUUGAAGUUUUAGUCUCUUAAGUUCUAUUUUCAGUGUUUGUGUUUACUACUUGUGAUCAUGUAGUUGUGCCUUACAUUGUGAAAGAAUUUAGUCCAGUGUCCACUGUAAUUCUUAAACUCUGUGAUCUGGAAGGUGGCUGUGGAUUUGAAUGGGAAGGUGACACCAUGCAUCAAUGAGUUCUGUAUAAAUUAUGAUGAAUUGUUGCUGAAAUGUCAUUUUUGUUUUCUAAUCUGUUAAAGGAAUGGUUAUUAUUAAUAAUAAUAAAAAAAUUAGACCUUUCUAAUA